This is a messenger RNA of Microcebus murinus (gray mouse lemur), 2863 nucleotides long. RefSeq names its product neurocalcin delta (gene NCALD). NCBI's taxonomy places the organism in Eukaryota, Metazoa, Chordata, Mammalia, Primates, Cheirogaleidae. The record is from RefSeq and is a predicted model, not a curated record. Gene Ontology annotation, molecular function: tubulin binding; calcium ion binding; actin binding. Gene Ontology annotation, biological process: calcium-mediated signaling.
UGUCCGUGAUGCUUGUGCGGAGUGUGUAUACACACACACGCUCUCUCUCUCUUGCUCUCUGUCUCUCACACACACACACACCCCACAGUGACAGAUGACCUAUUGAAAUAAUUUCAGAGCCGGUCUGUGGUUGCUACGACAACCAAUGAUCUCUUGGCUUUCAUCUGGCCAUGUGACAGGGACUUUGACGUCAGCUAGAGGCAGAGUCUGUGGCUGAGUCCACACAGUCAGAGGCUUGUGAGAAUCUGGUGGAUGCUGGACGUUGCCGCCGCUGCUGUUUCUCAGGGCUGGAGAGCAUGGACUGCUAAAUCUUGCACUUCUUCUGUGUGAGCUGAACCCUCGCUGCCAGGAUGGGCAAACAGAACAGCAAGCUGCGCCCCGAGGUCAUGCAGGACUUGCUGGAGAGCACGGACUUCACGGAGCACGAGAUCCAGGAAUGGUACAAAGGCUUCUUGAGAGACUGCCCCAGCGGACAUUUGUCAAUGGAGGAGUUUAAGAAAAUAUACGGGAACUUUUUCCCUUACGGGGAUGCUUCCAAAUUCGCAGAGCACGUCUUCCGCACCUUCGACGCCAAUGGUGAUGGGACAAUAGACUUUAGAGAAUUCAUCAUCGCCCUGAGUGUGACUUCGAGGGGGAAGCUGGAGCAGAAGCUGAAAUGGGCCUUCAGCAUGUACGACCUAGAUGGAAACGGCUACAUCAGCAAGGCGGAGAUGCUAGAAAUCGUGCAGGCAAUCUAUAAAAUGGUUUCCUCCGUAAUGAAAAUGCCUGAAGACGAGUCAACCCCAGAGAAAAGGACAGAGAAGAUCUUCCGCCAGAUGGACACCAACAGAGACGGAAAACUCUCCCUGGAAGAGUUCAUCCGAGGGGCCAAAAGCGACCCGUCCAUCGUGCGCCUGCUGCAGUGCGACCCGAGCAGCGCCGGCCAGUUCUGAGCCCCACGCCCGCCGGCCCGGUGUAGAGCUGCUUGUGUUCCCUUUGAUUCUUCUUUUUGAUCAUUUUCUUUUAUUUGCCAAACAAUAUUGAUGGUGAUGCUGUCCCCUGUGCGGUCAGAUGCGCUUUCCUCCGUGACGCCUUCAGCUUCUUUUGUCGUGGACGCUUCGUGGGAAUGCCCAGAGCCCCAGCGUGCUUGUGGGGAGCAUGGACAGACUUCGUGGUGUUCGUUGUUUGACGAUUUUUAAUUGUUACUAUUAUUGUUUUCUUUUGAUUCUAAUGUCUCUCUUCUAAAACCUAAGACUCGGGGUGGGGAGGCAAGAGAAGGGAAACCCGUGCAGCACGGGGACUCCUCUGUAAGUUUGAGGGGCUUUCGUUUGAAAGACAGAACUCCCUGCCUGGGCCUGCUGGGGGCGGUGGGUGGCUGAGGCUGGAUUCCCCAAGGACAAGUCCCCCUCUGGGGCGAGGCUAUUAACAGGAGCUGGGACAGUCCCCCAUGGGGCCCACUCCACCCGCCUCCCCAGCAGGCUGCAGUUUCUAAGCUGUGAACAUUUCAAGGUAAAUGAGGAGAGGAGAGGAAAACGAUGGCUCAGCUAUUUUUUCACAGGUUUACACUAGUUGAGCUAAUAGGAGUGUCUUUGGAAAUUCAAUACAAAGGGUAACAUAUUCCAAAACCAGACCCAUCUUGUUGCCUAUUGUGAUUUAAAAAAAAAAAAAGAAGACUGCUGUAUAUAAACUAUUGGGUAUUGCAGACCAAAUUAAGUGUUUUGCCUUGUUUAAAUGAAAUGCAUGUUUAGUGAGCACUAAUACAAUCUUAUUCCAGAGACUGUUUUUAGUAGCUUAUUGUGAAGUAAGCCAACUAUAAUGAAUGUCUACGUCUUGUUUUAAAGUCAUAUCUGCCUUUGCACAAAUGUACCAAUUGACAAGUAUAUUUUAUAUAUUCCAUAAAAGUACAAAGUAACCCUGCCUAGGGCCCAACGUUCAUUUUGAACGCCCUUCCCGAGUCGCAGUGCUGGGAGAGCAGGUGACGAGCAGUGUGGCCAGACGUGUGCAAGUGGAGCGCCAGGAGGUUGGCCUUUCCAGGAGAGGUGAGGCGGGUGGUUCACCCACCUGACCCAGCAGCCCGUUGACAACAUCAGGUUGGAGGCCUGGUGCUUUUCUGAGCAGGUUGAUAUUCUGCGGACCUGAAAAAAAUAGUGUCGAUUCUUGGGAAUUCCCAAUGGUUUAGUCCAUGUGUAUGGUUAGGGAGCCGUGUCUGGAACAUUCCCUUUAACAUGCCCCCGAUGGCCUGUCAAAGAGUCAGAGGUUGGGUUGAUCUAAUUCAUCGUAAAGAAGAUACGGACUAGUGGGCCUGUGGUUUCCAAGUCCCACUAUGAGGAAUCCUAAAGUACUUUCCAUCGUUGUGUUCCCUGAAUGAAGAUUUCUGUUUCCAGAAGUGACAGCACACGUUUGAGUUGCUGUUUGGUCUGGCGCCCGCACUCACGUACACUGAUUUGAAUUGCAGGUGAAGAGUAAAACUUGCCGGUCACAGGCAAGUCACACUCUCGCCAGCAGUUGGUGUGAGGAGGCCAAGACGCUCAAGGAUGUUGAUGGGAACCUGGCCCAAGGGAAGGCAGAGAGGUCCCAAGUUGGUCUGUCUGCUGCUAAGCCAUGUCCUGUAGAACAGGAACAGAGAGAUAAACACCAUCACCAUGAGGGAAGUGUCAUUGAGACCAUUCUAACCUCCAGGUUCCUGUAUAUGACUGGAGUCUGUUCUAUCUGGUAACAAAAAUCCAAAUUUGCAGAGUGGACCAAAAUGAACCAAAUUUGUAGGAUGACAUUCUGAGACCUGGGCUUGGUAGCAUAAUCUCAGUCUUCCGCUGAGUGUCAGUUCCUCAUAGUGGUUCCAAGACUUGCCAAAUGCCUGCACAGGCUGAGUGGUAAAAUAUUUUUG